Sclerotinia sclerotiorum 1980 UF-70 is the source of this 207-nucleotide messenger RNA. RefSeq lists its product with no specific name. Lineage: Eukaryota; Fungi; Ascomycota; Leotiomycetes; Helotiales; Sclerotiniaceae. Bases 1 to 207 code for a protein of 68 amino acids. The record is from RefSeq and is a predicted model, not a curated record. The transcript has a single exon.
AUGCUCGCCAAUCAAGUAGAGAAAUGUCAUUGUGAUUGUGGUGAGCCUGAGUAUACACAUCAGGGGGUUUUAACGUAUCUAGUAUAUGUACCUGAAUAUAAUUUCAAGUGUGAGUAUAAGGUUUCGAGGUGUAUAGCUUUUAUGUGGGUUAAGGAUGUUACCGUUCAGGGAGGAAAUCGGAGGUUGGAGUCGGUUGAAGUUGGAUGA